AUGAUAGUCGAGAGGCUGCUGAAUGUACACCACGGCGGAUUGCCGAUUUCUUCCCUCGCCUUUCAGCCCCAUCCCUUGUUCGUGCAGGCGCAUGCAGCAGCAAACUGCAGCACCACCACCAACAGCAGCAGCAGCAACAGCAACAACAACAGCAAGACUGUAGCUGCAGCAGGAGGGAAGCAACGCCGCCAAACCACCACCGCAGCAGCAACAGCUUCCCAGCAAAAGCAGCAGACUGCCGCCGCAGCAGCAAAACAUGCAGCAGGGAGGCGUUACUGGAACUAUGAGCGCCUAGCAACAGCAGCAGCAGCAUCCGUAAAGAUAUGGGUAUUGCAUGCACACCAACCUCAUGAAAUAUCUGCAGCAGCAAGAAAUGCCAAGAGACAAGCAAGUCGUGCAGCAGCAGCAGCUGCUGCUGCUGCUGCAUCCCCGGCAAAGAAGGUGAAGACAGAUGUGCAGCAGCAGCAACAGCAACAGCAGGACGGUGCAGAGGAGAAGGCUGCUGCUUCACCAGCUAACAACAGCAAAAGCAGCAACAGCAGCAGCAGCAGCAGCAGCAGCCAGGGCGUUGCAUCUUCCGAGGGCGAGCUGAGUGCUGCUGACGCAGCAGGAGGAGCAGCAGGAGGAGCAGCAACAGCAGCAGGAGUAGCAGAAACGGGCCCAGCGGGCGGUUCCGCGGAGUCUGGUGCUGCAUUGAAGUCAUCAUCAGCAGCACGAUCUGCUGCUGCUGCUGCUGCAGCAGCAGCAGCAGCAGCACUAGAGAGACUAGGUGCUGUUGAUGGGGAGUUCCUGGCUACAUGCGACAGCAGCGGAGAGAUUCAUGUGUACACUCUAAGCAGCAGCGGCAGCAGCAGCAGCAAAACAAAAGUAACAGGGAAGAGGAAGCUGCGGCUGGCAUCUCCUCCUACCCAAGUGUCAUCAUCACAGCAGCAGCAACAGCAGCAGCAACAGCAGCAACAACAACAGCAAGGGGGUGCUGCAUCCAAGCCAGCACAGUCACCAAAUGCAACGAAAGGUGCAGCAAAUCCCUCCGCUGCUGCAGCAGCUGCAGCAGCUUCUGCCCAAUCAUCGCCGCAGCAAGGCAAGGUGAAGGGCAGCAAGGCAGCAGCAAAGGCAGCAGCAGCAGCAGAGAGCAGUCCACAAGCAGCAGCAGCAGCAGCAGGGAAAGCAGCAGCAAAGAAGGCAAAUGUACAGACCCCUGCGAAGCCUGGUUGCUGCCUUUGUCCCUUCUUGCGUCUGUCUCACCUUCCGCCCCCGGAGAGAAGCACAUUAAGCCAGCAGCAGCAGCAGCAGCAACAGCAGCAGCAGCAGCAACAAGAACAGGAACAGGAAGAAAUUGCUGCAGCAAUUGGUGCGACGGUCUACUCGGAGAAAUGGAAUCUUGUUAAGACACUCAAAACACCACAGUCCUCUCUACCUCAGACGAGCAGCAAGAAGCUGUAUUUGUGGCGCUGCAAGCCGCCUGCUGCUGGAGAAACAAAAUGGGUUAUCGAGGAGACAGCACAGCACGACAGUGUAUUAAGGGAAGGUCCUGAGGAUUCUCCUGUCUUGCGUAUUCCUUCCUUCUCUCUUACGGGGGAUUUACUCUCCGUCUCUCAUGCACAGCAGCAGCAAAGGCCAUUAGGUUGUGCCUUCGCUGUAGAUGCUAAUGGGUUAAUAGAACCGCAGAUGCCCCUCUUCUUCUAUGGACAUCAGGCACCCGUCAAAUCAGUUAGUUUUGGCGAUGGGAUGUUUGUGUCGGCUAAGAGGGGGAAAGCACCAGAGCGUCAUGUUAUGUACUGCCAAGCAAGUGAAGACGGAGUUAUCUCUAUAUGGCGUGUCUCGCUCAGCAGCAACAGCAGCAGCAGCAAUAGCAGCAGCAGCAGCAACGGCAACAGCAACAGCAACAACAGCAGCAACAACAGCAGCAAUAGUAGCAAUAGCAGCAGCAGCAACAACAACAGCUCUGCUAACACUAAUGGCAAGGGAAGUGCCCCCAAAACCAAGGCGCUGCAGCAGUCGCAAUCGCAGCAGCAAUCGCAGCAGCAGCAGCAGCAGCAGCAGCAGCAAGACACCGAAGAGCAGCACGGGCAGUGUGUGGCUAUUGUUACAAAUCUCCUUGAUGAGAACACCACCGUUCAAGGCUUCUCAUGGACGCGAGGCGGGUUAUGGCUGGCUGUUGCAUGCAGCGGCGGGCAUGUGGCGCUGGUGCGGCUGACAUCUGAGGAGACUAGCAGCAGCAGCAUGCGCUGCUGCAGCUCUUACGAUCAUUUUGCUGCAGCAGCACGUGCUGCUGCAGCAACGUCAGUGUUUGUCCCUCCUGAGCCAGGGUCUGCAGCAGCAGCAACAGCAGCAACAGCAAAUGGAAGCUGGACAGCGUGCCGCUGCUGCUGCUGCUGCUGCUUCUUGCACUCAACAUUCCCUCUAAGGAAGCCGAAGCCACGGCAGUUGCUUCCCAUUGCCGCAGCAGCAGCAGCAGCAGGAGCACCUCCGGAUGGAUCUCCUGCUGCUGCUGGAUCAGCAACAGCAGCAUCUUCUCCUGCUGCUGCUCCUGUACCUCUGCGGCUGCUGCAGCAAGAAACAAUUCUACAAAACGGCAUGAGGAGGAUAAGGCCUGUGCUGCUCUCUCGUGUUGGUGGUCCUCCUGUUGUUGCUGCAGCUGCUGCUCCUCCUGGUGCUGGUACGUCUGCUGCCCCCGCUGCAGCAGCACCAUGUGCAGAUUCUGAUGACAGUGGAGAUGCAGAGGAGUCUGCGGCUGGUGCCGCCGCAGCAGCAGCAGCUGAUGGUGCUGCAGCUGCUGCAGCGGAGGCAGCUGCCACGCCUUCCAAUGCUACUGCGCCUGCAGCAGCAACGGGAAGAGCAGCAGCUGCUGCAGGAGGGAAGACCCUUAGCUUUGUAGAACUCUUUUCGCGACUCUCAGCUGCUGGCAGCAGCAGCAGAUCGGAAGCAGCAGCAGCAGCAUCUGCAGCAACAGCACCUGAUGCUGGUAAAGAAGACACGGAUACUCCCUUACUAGAGGUAGCAAAACUGCAGCAAAACGGGCAGCAGCAGCAGCAGCAGCAGCAGCUCGAAGCAGCAGCUUCUUUUUGCAGCAGCCGCACCAGCACGGAGUCAGAUGAAGGGUUUAUUCUGCAGCGCAGCGGCAGCAACAGCAGCAGCAACAACACCAGCACCACCGAUGGCAGCAGAAACAACGACAGCAGCAGCAACAGCAGCAGCAACAGCAACAGCCUUGUGUACGCGUUGGCUUCUCCUGAUAUGUCUGCGGUGUACAGACAGCGAAAUACUUGGCAAGACCUGGAGAUGUUUAUUUCUUACUCGCGUGCAACAAAGGCAGCAGCAGCAGCAGCAGCAGCAGCAGCAGCAGAAGCUGCACCAUGUGGGGCUUCUGCUGUUUCUUGCUCAGCUUCGGCUAGCAGCAGCAGGAGCAGCAACGCUGCGCUUUUGUUCCAGCAGCAGCAGAUGCUGCUACGUAGUGUUGCUGCGGCGGUUGCCCAAAGGCACAGCAGCAGGCAGCAGCAGGACUCUCCGCCUGCAGCAGCAGCAGAAGCCGUACAGAAGCCGCUGUCUUCGGCCUUGGAUCAGGAGGGGGAGCAGCAGCAACAGCAGCAGCAUGAGCAGCACCAGCACGAAGUGGAGGUGGGUCCGCUUACGGGCUGCAGUAGCAGCAACAGCAGCAGCAGCAGCAGCAAAGGCAUCAGCACUUACAGCUGCGCCGACGGCUCACCCCGUGGAUCCAACCCGGUACCUAACAAUAGCAGCAGCAGCAAAAGCAGCAGCAACAGCAGCGGCAAUACUAGCAACAACUCUAGCAGCAACAGCAGCAGCAACAACAGCAGCAAGAGGGGGAGUGGAGGGGAUGGAGAUGACGGGGACGGGAGGGACAGAAGGAGACACUUAUUUGCAGCAGCAAAGACACCUGAAUGCUCAGAGGGAGAAGAUAGCGAGGCAGAGGAGGAAGAGCCACGUUCUGCUGCUGCUGCUGCUGCUGCUGCUUCUGCUGCUGCUUUUGAUGACCCCUCUAUCCCAUGGGAAGAAUGGAACCCCUUCGCGGUAAGGUACAAGCAGCAGCUGCUGCUGCUGCAGCGGCUGCAGCGGGAGGAGGAAGAGGAGGACGAAGCAGCAGAACAAGCAGAACAAGCAGCCAUCGCUGCAGCAGCAGCAGAGAGAAGCAACAGCAACAGCAGCAACAGCAGCACCGCUGACGAGACAGAGGCAGAACGCGAUACUCCUAGUACAAAUACACAGCAGCAGCAGCAGCAGCAAGAACAGCUUAGUGCUGUGAAAGCAGCAGCAGCAGCCCUUGCAGAGCCAAGAACCCCAAAGGAGAAACAGCAGCAGCAGCAACAGCAGCAGCAGCAACAGACUGCAGCUGAAGAUAAAGAGGACGCAGAUGAUGAUACUUCUCCUGCUGCUGCAGUCCCGCGCCCGCGGCCAUCAAAAGUAGCAGCAGCAGCAUCAAUAGCAGCAGCUGCUGCUGCAGCAAGUCCCAGGAAGACAGCAAAGGCUGCUGCUGCUGCUGCUGCUGCAGCAACAGGAACAGGAACAGCAGCAAAACCAGCAGCGCCUCCUCCGGAGAAGAGUUCUCGCUCACUGCAGGAGAGGCAUCAGCAACAGCAGCAACAGCAGCAGCCCCAGCGCUUGCUGCAACCCUUGGAACGGCUGCAGCAGCAACAGCAGCAGCAGCAGCAAGCUGGGUAUGUAGAUGUUCUACCUGCCCCCAAUAUAUUACCGUUCCUCCGUGCUUCCUUCUUUGUAAACGGGGAGGAGAGACGGGUGUAUGCAGUUAAUGAAACUUGUCGAGCUUCUAAGAGGCAGCGCACUGCAGCAGCAGCAGCAACAGCAGCAGCAGCAGCAGCAGGACUCAACGGAGAGGGCGCAUGUACCUCUUCAAGCGCGCCACCGUACCUUGUGUGCGUCUCUGUUACAAGCAGCAACAACAAUGGCUGCAGCAGCAGCAGCAGCAGCAGCAGUUUGGAGAUGCUGCAGCAUUCCCCCGCAGAGGAGGAGAAGGCAGAUGUUGCUGCUGCUGUCGUUGUCUCUACUAGAGGACACCAAGACACAGACAACAGACAGCAGCACCAGAAGCAGCAGCAGCAGCAGCAGGAGCUGCUGCUGCUGCAGUUGGUGUGCCUUUCUUCCGGUGUGCUGCUGUCCUUGCCGCUACUUAGCUGCCUCUCGGCCCGCACCGUUUCUUCGCUUGCCUUUACCCGCCUACAUGAGACCCCCAGGCAGCAGCAGCAGCAGCAACAGCAGCAGCAGCAGCAACAGCAACAGCAGCAGCAGCAGCAACAGCAACAGCAACAGCACCAGCAGGAGCGGCCACUGCUGCUGCUUGUGCUGACAACAGAUGCGUUUCUUUUGGGGUUGUCUUUAAGCCCUCUCUUCCCUCCGCUUAUCACCGAACAGCAGCAGCAGCAGAUAUCGCAUGCAGCAGCAGCAGUUGCAGCAGCUGCUGCUGUAGCAGACAGUAGAUGGGCCCCGCAGUUCGCGCUCUCGCUGCAGAGCCUCUGCUGCUCCGCAAUCCAGCAGCAGCAGCAGCAGCAACGGCAGCAGCAGCAGCAGCAGCAAGGGGCUGAUGCAGUGUCCUGGGUGGAUAUAUAUAGAGGCUGGGGGUCUCUUGCAUCUCUUUUUAAUCCCCCGUCAAGCAACAACGCAGCAGCAGCAACAGCAGCAGCAACAGCAACAGCAGCAGCAGCAACAGCAGUAGCAGCAACAGCAGACGAGGCUGCAGCAAAUGUACAGGAUCCAUCAGCAGAUCCUUCUUCUUUGCUGGCUCGUCUAUCUCCUGCUGCUGCUGCACCUGACUUCUUGCUGCUGCUGUUGGCGAUGAAAUCUGGUCGUGUCUUUGCUUGCCGCCUCCGCAGCAACUAUUCAAGCAACAAGUGUAGCAGCAACAGCAGCAGCAGCUGCAGCAGCAGCUUCUGCUGCUGCUCUAGUUCGCUACCUCUUGUUGCUGACGACUUCCGUAGAAUAGACGAUUUGGCCUUCGCGGCUUCCGACUUCUUCUCUCUUGUUUGUUGGGCUUCCCUUCAGCAGCAGCAGCAGCAGCAGCAGCAGCAGCGGCAGCAGCAGCAGCAGGGGACGGCAGCUGUUGCUGCUGCUCCUGCUACUGGCAAAAGGGUUAGCAGCAGCAAUGGCCUACUGCCUUUAGAUAACACAGCAGCAGGAGCAGCUGCUGCAGCACCAACAUCAACAGCAACAACAAUAGCAGCAACAGCAGCAGCAGCUGCUGCUGCUGCUUUACCGUCUACUGAUGAGUCAGAGGAUCUCCUCGAGCGAAUCCAACGCAACAGCCCAGCUCUGCAAGACGUCUGCAGCAGCUUUUGGCGCAGCAGCAGCAACAGCAGCAGCAGCAGCAGCAGCAGCACAGGUUUCCUGUGUCGCCUAGCGCAGCGGCUGUUAGCUGCUUCUUUGGGUUUAACAGCAGAAAGACUUUCUUCCUUAAGACAGCAAAGAGGAUUAGCUCUUAUACGCAGGUAUUAUAGCAAAGGGGCACUGCAGCCCGCAGCAGCAGCAGUAACAGCAACAGCAACAGCAGCGGGGGAGAAUACAGAAGAGGAGCAGCAGCUGGUGCAGCAGAAGCAGCAGCAGCAGCAGCACCAAUGCUGCAAAAUGCCGCCACUAGAAGUUAUGGGAGACAGCAGCGUGCGGUUGUCGCUGCAGCAUCUGCAGCAUCAGGUUCUGUGCGCGCUGCACUUGGGCUGUCCCCGCAGCUUCUCUAGGUGGCUGCAGCAGCUGCUGCUGCGGCUGACGGAGCUGCAGCAAGUGCAGCAGCUUGCUGCUAUUGUAGAUAUGUUUAUAAACACGGAGUUGCUGCUGCUUUCCCCAUGGCUUGUGCUGCUGCAGCAGCACGAGCAGCAUCUGCAGCAGCAAGCUAGCUCGCUGCUGCUGCCCCUAGGCUACCAAGAACUCCGCAGCAGUCUUAGUGCUGCUGCUCAGCAAGCAGCAGCGGCAGCAGCAGCAGCUGUUGCUGCUCCUGCUGCUGCUGCUGCUGCACCGGAAGCAGCAGCAGCUUUCUCAGGAGUUGAUUGGCGUGUAUGGACAGCAGCAGGAGCUGACGCAGCAGCAAUAGCAGCAGCAGCUGCUGCUGCACUUAAGAAUGUUGCUGCAGCAAUCACAGCAUCUAAUGAAGAAAACGAUGAUAUUAACUCGCGGAUGCAACUGGCGCAGGAAGCAGCAGCAAAGGCACAUGCUGCUGCUGCUUCUCUAGUAGCCACGCGAAGGAAGAUAUUUGCUGCUGCAGCUGCAGCAGCAAAGCUGCAGUGGUGCAGCGAGGAAGCAGUGCGGUGUAUGUACAGGUCCGAGCUGCUACGGGAGGUAACUGCUGCAGGACGCGCAGCAGCCGCUGCUGCUGAUGCAGAAGCUGCUGCUGCUGCUGCUGCUGAAGCUGACGCUGCAGCAGCAGCAGCAGCAGCAGACUCGGACGACCUGUUUGGCGGUAGCCCCGAGGACAUCUUUUAG
Molecule: messenger RNA, 7443 nt
Organism: Eimeria maxima
Lineage: Eukaryota; Apicomplexa; Conoidasida; Eucoccidiorida; Eimeriidae
Product: WD domain-containing protein, putative
Exons: 14
Coding region: 1-7443 (2480 amino acids)
Molecular function (GO): protein binding
Source: RefSeq, a predicted model, not a curated record